AUGAGAGACAAUAUAGAGCCUGAUGAUGUGAGGCUGGUGGGAGGAGGCAGUCACUGUGCUGGUGGAGUGGAGUGGUACGACCAGGGAGAGUGGAGGACUGUGGUAGCUUACUGGGAGCAGGAGGAUGUAGCUGCAGUAGUGUGCAGACAGAUGGGUUGUGGCUCCACUGUUUCAGCACUACGUGGAAACACCACUAGAGGGUUUGGAUUUAUCUGUUCUGGGUCUGUUUCUUCACUGAGGGAGUGUUCCAGAAUGUAUGAUCUCCUUCCUGGACUCACAGUGAUCUGCUCAGAGUCUGUGCGGCUUGUGGAUGGAGCUGGUCUCUGCUCUGGGAGAGUGGAGGUGAAGUCCAAUCAGUCCUGGGCCUCAGUGUGUGAAGCUGACUUUGACCGGCAGGAUGCAGAGGUAGUCUGUAGGGAUGUUGGCUGUGGGGCUCCUGCAGCUCUACAGGGGGGGCUCUAUGGAGAAGGUGAGGGUCAGACCUGGGAUAAAGAGUUCCAGUGUAAAGGUAAUGAGUCCCUUCUCCUGGACUGUGACACCUCAGACAGAGAGAAGAACACCUGCCUACCUGGUAAUGCUGUUGGAGUCACCUGCUCAGAGCCUGAUGAUGUGAGGCUGGUGGGAGGAGGCAGUCGCUGUGCUGGUGGAGUGGAGCGGUACGACCAGGGAGAGUGGAGGAUUGUGGGAUCUUUCUCUAACGUGAUGUCUAUAGCUGAAGUAGUGUGUAGACAGAUGGGUUGUGGCUCCACUGUUUCAUCACUACCUGGAAACACCACUAGAGGGUUUGGAGUUUCCUGUUAUGGGUCUGAGUCUUCACUGAGGGAAUGUUCCAGAAGUCAUCGUCUCCUUCCUGGACUCACAGUGAUCUGCUCAGAUCUCCUGGUCCAGCCUGAUAUCUUCCUGACUGACCCAAUGGGAGGGGUCUUCAGGGGCCACCAGGGGCCCGAGAUGUUCAGGGGCUACAAUUUCACCAUCACCUGCUCCACUCAGCCACAGUACCCAGGAGGCUCCUUCCUCCUCACGUUCACCGGCUCCAACAGAACCCAGACCCAGCCAGCUGUCAAUCACUCUGCUGCCUUCCUCUUCCCUGCUGCAGAUGACUCCCACCAAGGGAACUACAGCUGUGUUUAUGACAAUUAUGUUUUCUCUCAUAACUUCUCCUCUGAGAGUGAGCUCCUCCCCCUCGCCAUCACAGCCUCUCCUCUGCCAGCCUUCAUCAUCAGACACGUUGUAGUGCUGCUGAUCCUACUGACAUCCAUCACCACCUCCUACCUGUACUACAAGCCCACCAGGAGGCAGAAGAGAGUGAACAGGGUGAGCAGCAUGGAUCUUUAUGUCAAUGCCAUGGAGAUGGUCUCUCUGAGCUCCAGAGCUGAAGCUGGACCGGGAGAGGAGAGAGCAGCCCAGGGGACGGAGUAGGAGUAGAAUGAAGCUGACCCUACAUGCUGAUCUUAGGUCAGUUUUGUGUUUUAAGUCGAUGGUCAGCUGUGUACUGGUGUUUAAAAUGUGGUGACAAACCUGAAGUGAUUUUAAUUUUAAUAACAAGUUCAGAAUUAGUUUAUCUUUCUAGAACCUUGGAAGAAAUCUAAAAGGAGUGACUGCAACCACCAUUAUUCAUUUAGUUUGGUUUUUACCACCAGAGAAACAUGGGGUUUUGGGUAACAUGGGGUUUUGGUAACAUGGGGUUUUGGGGUAACAUGGGGUUUUGGUAACAUGGGGUUUUGGUAACAUGGGGUUUUGGGGUAACAUGGGGUUUUGG
Messenger RNA from Oncorhynchus nerka (sockeye salmon), 1759 nucleotides. RefSeq names its product deleted in malignant brain tumors 1 protein-like. Gene Ontology annotation, cellular component: plasma membrane. The transcript is spliced from 7 exons. Gene Ontology annotation, biological process: zymogen activation. NCBI's taxonomy places the organism in Eukaryota, Metazoa, Chordata, Actinopteri, Salmoniformes, Salmonidae. The record is from RefSeq and is a predicted model, not a curated record. Bases 1 to 1419 code for a protein of 472 amino acids. Gene Ontology annotation, molecular function: serine-type endopeptidase activity.